AUUUUAGUCAUUUCAUUUCACGUUAUCUCUCCCCCUUCUAUUUCUUGUCCCAAACGCACACAACCAUUUGCUGUUUUGCCUCCUUCCUUCCUACCUUCCCUCCCUACGAAGAAGUAGAAGAAUAAGAAGAGAGAGAGGGGGAUGGAAGUGGAGGCGGAGUUGCCGGAGGACUUCCGGUGCCCGAUAUCGAUGGAGGUGAUGACCGACCCGGUGAUCCUCUCCUCCGGCCACACCUUCGACCGCGCCUCCAUCCAGCGCUGGCUCGACUCCGGUAACCGCACCUGCCCCCUCACCAACCUCCCACUGCCCUCCUCCCCCUCCCUCAUUCCCAACCACGCCCUCCGCAGCCUCAUCUCCAACUUCCUCUCCCUGCGCCCCGCCGCCGCCGUCACCGACGACGCCUUGCUCCUCGCCCGCCUCUCCUUCCCCUCCGACACCCCCUCCCUCGCCGCCGUCCUCCGGCUAGCCCAGCACGGGCGACACGCCGCCCGCCGCCUCCUCGCCGACUCAGGCGCCGCCUCCGUCCUCCUCCGCCACGCCGCUGCCCCCGACCGCCCCGACCUCCAAGAGCUCUCCCUCCACGCCCUCCUCCACCUCUCCCUCGACGGCGACGACGCCCGCGUCGGCCUCGUCGCCGAGGGCGCCCUCGACCCCCUCGUAGCGGCUCUCCGCGGCGGCUCCGGCUCAUCCGCCCCCGCCCUCGCUGCCACGCUCCUCACGAGCCUCGCUGUCGUAGAGGUCAACAAGGCCACCAUCGGCGCCCACCCCGCAGCGAUUCCCCGCCUCGCCGCGCUCCUCCGUGAAGGCGGCGGUCGGGAGCGGCGGGAGGCGGCCACGGCCCUCUACGAGUUGUGCAAGUUCGCCGAGAACAGACGGCGGACCAUCCGUGCUGGUGCCGUGCCACCGCUCCUCCGCCUCGUCAGCGAGGGCUCGGAGAGGGCAGUACGGGUCCUGGGCCUCCUAGCCAAGUGCCGUGAAGGGAAGGAAGAGAUGAGGAAGUUGAGCGGAUUUGUUAGGGUGUUGGCUGAGGUGGUAAGAGCCGGAAGCCCCAGAGCCAUUGAACACGCCCUCCUGGUGCUGAAUUUGGUGUGCUCAGAUAGCAAAGUUAUGGCUGUCGAGGCCACUGAAGAAGGGGUUUUGGAUCUCUGCUCGAUUUUGUCCGGAGAUGUGAAUCUGAAGACUAGUAAGAACGCCAUGGAGUUGGCUCUGAUCCUUAAGAAGGGGCUAUUUGUUGGCUAUUCAUGAACAGGAGUUUAUCUCUAUCAUCACUGUCUUGCUCUUUGAAAUGGGUCAUGCCGGCAAACAUUAGACUCACUUUUUAUUACUGAAUAAAGCCAAUUUCUUCCUCUGGUGUAUUGCAAUGAAAAUCUAGUUUGAUUCCAUUUACCAGCGUAAUCGAGAUAAUUACCUCCAAAACCAUCACUUGAAGUUGCAGAUCUAUCAUCUGAUGCAAUUUGCAGUGAAGCAGCCCCUCCAUUGCCUGUGAGGAAAGGCAUGGUAGCCAACCCUGUGGCUGAUGCUCACCUGGCUCUUGGGUUUUUCCCAUAAUAAUACCAUUGAUGUGUAAGAAGAUAAUGCCACAUGCCAAAUAGAAGAAAUGGUCACCCGGUCACCCUAAGUUUCCUGUCCGUUUCAAACAUGUCAUUUUUGAGCCAGACACUUGUCUUGAACUAAAUUAGAUCUAAAGCUCUGUUGAUUAUUUCAUGGAGGAAUUCCACAUCUUUGCAAAAUUUUGAUAACUCCAGUCCAGCCAGGCAUCAAUGGAGAUGUCCCUUUUACUUAAAGAGGAUCUGCAGAAGCUGUGCAUAUUUAGUGGUUUACAGCUGCUGCUGCUGGUUAGUCUUCAACAUUAAAUCUUAUGCAAGUUUGCAUCAAGGGAAGCUGGUAAUAUGCUGUCCUACUCUGAGCAGAAGGAAACACCCAAAACCAAGCUGAGAAGAGGAAUGCCCAGAUUUACUAAAUGAGCUUCAAAUGCCUCCACUAGAUCAGAAAGAGGAUCUUGAUAAAAUAUGGCACCCAGAAAUUGUGUUCGUUACAAGUGUUUGAAUCAUCAAGCGGAAGCAAAUAGAGUUUCAGAAGGCAUGGGAAAGCAAGUAACAGGUGCUAAUGUUCAAACAAAAACCCUCGCUGUUUGUUGAAUCUCCAUGGAACUUCUUUCAGAAGAGCAGAAUCUGAGAGGGAGUAAUUGAAGACAAAAGAAGACAAUAUCAAACAUGGCUGCAAUGUUGAAACUUUUUGCUCAAGAGGAUAGACUGUCCACAAGAUUUAUCCUUCACACAUAAAUUUUUGACUCCAGAUCCAACUUUGGUCCUCAGUUUGGAGUAUUCUAUCUGUUAAUCCCUCUUCAAUUGAUUAAGCAUGGUCCUCAACCUACAUGGAAUAACAAAUUUAUUAAGCAUUAGCUUAUAGAGUGAUAAAUAAAUGGAAUCUGUGGUGUAUAAUGUUACCAGGGAUGAGGAUUAUGUUCAGCCUAAGAAUAAUGCUGGGCAUAUGACCAAUUAUGUUGAUCUCUUCUGCUGUUCCUUGUGAUGGGAGAGUGGGAUCAGCUUGCUGGCUUCUGGUACUGCCUCCUCUAUUUCUUUUACAGUGAAGUGAGAAGCUGUGUCACGCAUUUCUCCUCCAUCUAACCUUGGAGAUGUUGACUUUGGGAUGAUACGUUUAGAACGGAGACCAGACCAUCAUUGCUGCUUCCAAAACACAAUCAAGAGAAAGAGAAGCCAUGAUUGUUAACAAAGAAGGGACAUCCUUAAAGGUGAAGUCAGCCCCUCUCUUCCUCCUAUAUCAAGUCUUGUUCACUGUAUGCAGCCUCUGUGGGUUACAUGAUCACCAGUACUGUUGCAGAUAUCUAUUGUUGCAACAUGUGGAAUGGACUCAGCCUGUAUAUGUUUCUUAUAUGAAUCACCAGAACUGUUGCAGAUCUCUAUUGUUGCAACAUGUGGAAUGGAUUCAAACCCUCUGUGGGUUGCAGAUCUCUAUCGUUGCAACAUGUGGAAUGGAGUCAAAGCCUAUGGGUUGCAGAUCUCUAUUGUUGCAACAUGUGGAAUGGAUUCAAAAGGUAUUUGCUUAAGCAACACAAAGUGACAGCAAUAAUGACCCGAGUCAAUCAUGUGAAGAGUUGGAAACCAUCGUGCCCUCACAGCAGCAUCAAUGGCGCAUGAAUUGGGUGAAAUAGUAGCUUCUGAUGGGGAGCACAACUGAGAGCUGCACGCCUGGAAGGAAGUCGUGAUGGAGGAGGAGGGGAUAAGCAUGGUGAGGCGAGGAGUCGUCAUGAUGAUUGUUCCCCACUAAGGCAUCGUUGCACAGCGAGAGGAGGCCAUCUCAACUAGUGCUCUCUGCCUCUUCCACAACCCAAAGUGGGAAUUGUUCCUCUCCAAGGUUUGAAUGCUUGCUUUGUGUGCCAAAUGCACCUACCGCUCCAACCAUCACAAACACAUAAAGAUUGAAUCAUUCAGUUGCUACACCAAAAUCAAAUUCUCAAAUGUUCAUGUCUCUUUA
This is a messenger RNA of Musa acuminata AAA Group (dessert banana), 3495 nucleotides long. Its product is annotated as U-box domain-containing protein 8-like. NCBI's taxonomy places the organism in Eukaryota, Viridiplantae, Streptophyta, Magnoliopsida, Zingiberales, Musaceae. Gene Ontology annotation, molecular function: ubiquitin-protein transferase activity. The record is from RefSeq and is a predicted model, not a curated record. The coding region runs from base 142 to 1245 and encodes 367 amino acids. Gene Ontology annotation, biological process: protein ubiquitination. The transcript is spliced from 2 exons.